Messenger RNA from Megachile rotundata (alfalfa leafcutting bee), 1810 nucleotides. RefSeq names its product Cytochrome c oxidase assembly factor 10 (gene Cox10). Lineage: Eukaryota; Metazoa; Arthropoda; Insecta; Hymenoptera; Megachilidae. Gene Ontology annotation, cellular component: mitochondrion; mitochondrial membrane. Gene Ontology annotation, biological process: heme A biosynthetic process. Gene Ontology annotation, molecular function: protoheme IX farnesyltransferase activity. The record is from RefSeq and is a predicted model, not a curated record.
ACAUGGUGAUAAGUUGGUACCAUAAUAGAGAGUGUUCUGAACUGAGCCGAGAUGCGCAAAAAAUUAUACUCUCCCUCGUGACCAUUUAUAAAGCUUCUCAUUCGUCCUAAUCAUGCGUUGAUAUUUUUAGGUGAACUUUGAAAUAUAUUUUACAUCGUUUCCAUUCCCGGUUAGGGAUUUCAACGAAUGAUGGGGAUUUCGAAUUAGCUAAGGUGAACAACAGUACAGAGGGACAUCGAUGUACGAUAUAGUAAGGUUGUUUAAAUUUUCGGCGGAAUGGGCGUUUCUUUCAACUUUUAUUAUGUAACAAUAAAUAAAAGUUAUAAAACAAGUACAACUGUCACGAUGUAAGUUGCAUAUAUUGGCACCUUUCUUUCAGGUACAGAAAAUGAACCGGUGAUCAUUGUACAACAUAUUUUUAUCAUGGUAUUUGUUCUCUGCUCGAUCAGAAUUUCCAGAAACAUCUGCCUGUCGUCGUUAAAAUUAUCGACUGUCAAACACUCCACUAAUGCCACGUCAACCGCACAUAAAUUGUCUGCUACCCAGACGCAGCAAAAAAUUAUACCAGACACAAAAAGUUUACGAGGUCGGACAGCUUCAGUGAAUUUAAUUGAUUCUGUCCAUCCGAAAGCUGCUACACGCGUCAGCGAUGGGGUUGGAAAAGAGGCGCGUUCGAAAGAGGAACAAGAAUGGCGAUACCUGGAGUUGGAUUCUAGCAAACUACAAAAGCAUUGCUUCAUGCUGUCUAAGAUAAGAUUGACGUCCUUGGUAGUGAUAACGACAAUGGGAGGCUAUGCAAUAGCCCCUGGAGCUUUUGAUAUUUCAACAUUUCUCGCAUGCUCUGUUGGAACUGGUUUAGUUUCUGCGACAGCAAAUGCUAUUAACCAGUUUUUUGAGGUUCCUUUUGAUGCCCAAAUGUCAAGAACAAAAAACAGAGUUCUAGUCAGAGGUCACUUGACUCCAGGUCAUGCCAUAAUUUUUGCUACUGUAUCAGGUGUCAGUGGACUGUUAUUGUUGUAUAGCCAAGUUAACGGACUAACAGCCGCGUUGGGCGCAGCUAAUUUGAUUCUUUACACCCUUGUAUAUACUCCAAUGAAACGAAUUAGUAUUUUAAAUACGUGGGUGGGUUCUGUAGUUGGAGCCAUACCACCGUUAAUGGGAUGGGCUGCAUGCGUCGGUGACGUGAUGUCACCUGGUGCUUGGAUAAUGUCGGGAUUGUUAUACGCAUGGCAGUUCCCACAUUUCAAUGCUCUGUCAUGGAAUUUGAGACCGGAUUAUUCGCGUGCUGGUUACAGAAUGAUGGCGGUUACGAAUCCAAAGCUUUGUCGAGAUACAGCUUUACGUUAUACCGGCAUACUAACAGGUCUUUGCUACUUGGCACCCGCGUUAGACGUAACGAAUUGGUGGUUUGCCGCCGCAUCGACGCCGCUCAACGUAUAUUUUCUGUACCUCGCUUGGAAGUUUCACCAACAUUCGGACAGCGGAACUUCGCGCAAACUGUUCCGUUUCUCAUUGAUUCAUCUACCUUUGCUGAUGGUUUUUAUGCUUCUAAGUAAGAAACAUUGGUACGGUGACAAGAAAGAGACAGGCUCAGUACUUCAGGAGGAAAAAGAGAACAAUGUUCAUAGAAUAUUAUACAAAUUGAUCACGCCGUCUUCAACCUCGUAACGAUGGUGAUUGGCUUUAGAGAAAUUAUAAACGAUCGUUACGUACAAGUUACCAUCGGUGUACGCAAAGAAAAGUUUGCGACAAAACUUACAUUUUGUAGCAUAAAUUUGUAAAUAGUAAUAAUGAUUAGGUACGGUCGUUA